CAUAUCAUGUUUUGACACGAGAUUGCGAUGAGAUUUUAUUCAUACCUUUAUACCUGUAGCAAAAUUUACACGGUUGGAUUAAGAUGGACAUACAUUUAAAUUAAGUGAAAUAAAAAUGAACUUACAUUGUAUAUAUCAUGUACUACAUAGAAGACGACGAGUAGUACUGAUGUUAACUUUAAGGAAAUAUUUGUACAUUGUAUUAUGUGUGAGUGUUGUGCUUAUAGUGUAUAAAGUAAUAUGCUUUAAGUAUAAAAUUACCUCGGGUUAUUCAUCUUAUGUUAAUAUGACAAACAGAAGAGGACGUAUAAUUUAUUCAAACGAAGAUGUUUACAUGGCUAUCAAGCAGAUACGGUUCAACAACUGUUUAAAUAAAUAUGCAAACGAUAUAUGUGCAGAUCUUCAAUCAUGCGAAUCAUUUUCGGAAUUAAAGACGUUGGAAGGAUGCGACAACACUAUACAGUGCAGGUCAAGGAUAAAUGAAACAAAAGCGGUGAAUUUAAAUUUAAAAAAAUGUAAAAGAAGAUUGCCAGGUGCUAUCAUAAUUGGCACUUACAAAAGCGGAACGCGUGAGCUUAUUGACUUUUUAGCAAUGAACCCUUUGGUUGUUAUCAAAAGGCAACCGAAUUAUGAAGUGGCAUAUUUUGAUAAGAACGCGGACAAAGGUUUAGACUGGUAUAGAAACGCAAUGCCAUUUAGUUGCGAGAGACAGAUUACAAUAGAGAAGUCGCCGAGUUACUUCACAAGCCUUGAGGCCCCGAGACGUAUCCACAAAAUGGACAAAAACAUUAAACUGAUUUUAAUAGUUAGGAAUCCCUCUGAUAGAACGCUUUCUCAUCUGACAUAUGAGCAUUUCAUAAUCAAAGAGCAAUUCAAAAAUGAUAUUCAUAACUGUUUAUACAAGUACACAUUUAAUAGAAGAAUUAUCAAUGAAAACUGUUUCGCUGUCAAAGACUCGUUUUACGAUAGUGCCAUGGAAAGAUUUCUGAAAUAUUUCUCAUCUGAACAAAUACAUAUAAUAGAUGCUGAUGCUUUCCUAAAGAAUCCAUGUGACAUUGUUAAAGAUGUUGAGCAUUUUCUACAAAUAGAUACUUUUAUAAACUGCGACAAUUUUUUUCGGAACAACGAUACGGGAUUUGUUUGUGCCAAAACGAACAGAACUGAUCUUGGAUUUUGUUAUGAAAAGACACGAGGAAGAGUGAAAUUGCAAUCCAAGUUUCCUGUGAUGAAAAUGGACCUUCAAAAGUUGUUUAAAUCUCAUAAUGAACGUUUUUUUAGUCUUGUUGGCAAACGCUUUGACUGGUGACAGCUGGAUAAUGAUGAUGAUUGUUGUGUUGAUGAUGAUGAUUUUUUAAUGAUGAUGAUGUUGAUAAUGAUGAUGAUGAUCUUUUUAAGAUUAGGACGUACGGCGCUGAAAGCAAUUUUACUGCAACAACGAUGAAUUAUAUUCUAAGUAUUGCUGUUGUCCUUUAUGUAUUUUGUCAGGUUAAAAUAAAAGGUUAAAGUAUU
Messenger RNA from Ruditapes philippinarum (Manila clam), 1509 nucleotides. Its product is annotated as heparan sulfate glucosamine 3-O-sulfotransferase 1-like. The transcript has a single exon. The coding region runs from base 116 to 1306 and encodes 396 amino acids. Lineage: Eukaryota; Metazoa; Mollusca; Bivalvia; Venerida; Veneridae. Gene Ontology annotation, molecular function: [heparan sulfate]-glucosamine 3-sulfotransferase activity. The record is from RefSeq and is a predicted model, not a curated record.